AUGACUACCACCACCACCACUACCACCACUACUACCACCACCACUACUACCACUACUACCACCACUGCACCUCCUAAGCAGCACCCACCUACGGUGGCCACAAAUCGCCUGGACUCCUCCCAGCCGCCGUUCUUCCCCUUUCUGGGAUCGAAUCUGGAGGAAGUCGAAACAACGACAUCUGUCAGCCAGAAACGUCUCGUGCAGGACGACAACGAGGUCAGGGGGAAAAACCCAAAAAACCAGCAGAUGCAAAAUCACAUCACAUUCGGCUCAUAUUUUGAAAACCCAUCCUCUUCCGCCUGGUCGCAGCGACCAACGCUGUGGAAGUGGAUAUCUGCGACCUUCGUCCUGGCAACAGCGCUCCCCAUCUUCCCGGGAUUUUCAUCUUCGUAGAAUCUGACCUUAUCUGCCCUCUCUCGAUGCUGUAGUGACGAUUGAUUGAUGGAAUAAAGGAUGCUGGCGUUCAAAUCUAUUUACGAAUGAACGAGUACGUCUGUGAUUGGCUUCGUUUUCCAUUUAAAAAAAUAAAUAAAUAAAAGUUAGAAGGCGUAAGAUCGUCGUGUCUUGAUCAACUGAUGGACAUUUCUGCCGUUUUCCCCAAAUCUGGGAAUGUCCCAGCAACUGCGCAAUUUGGAAAGUAGCGCGGUGUUCCCAGCAGAAAAUCUUGUUUAUCAAAAUUCUCUAAAUCACCUAUGGGAGGGGAAGGAAGAGGGGAGGUCAUUCAGGGUCAGCGUUGGGUGGAGGGCGAGAGGUCGAAAUCAAUAGUCAUGUUUCCUUGUAUAAUUUAUGUGACUGUCUAGCCAAUAUCACUCAAUAUAGUCUCGCAGUUAUGUGCGAGGUGUUAUAUAUGAUUGUCGUGUGAAAGUGAAUGACAGACUCUUUGUCGUCAGACAUUAGUGAAUAUAUGUGCAUGUAUAUACACACAUGCUUAUCUACUGUGUAUACACAUACAUGGGUGCAGUGCUAGAGUUCCUACUUUGCGCUUUCCUUUGGAUAUUCAGUGAAUAUUUGACGAGGUGAAAAUUCAUGUCAUUGCGCAGUGGAUGCUAAAGAAGUAUACUCACAUACGAAAAAAAAAUUAAAGGUGCUUUUUUGAAACAAGAAUACACACAAAAAAAUGCUGUUAUAGAUAAGUUCUCUUCCGUUUUUAUCGAACAUCCCAGUUACCUAUCUCUUCAUUCGUAGUUAUACAGAUAACCAGUUUCCUGCUGUGUGACUUGAAAGAAAAAAAAAAGAAGAAGAAAUCAAAAUUAUCUCUGCUCCUCUAGGAAUGGGCUACACAACCGAGGUCAACACUCGUACGUUACAAUCUGAUAAUUGCUCAAACUUCGGCGGGAUGUUUGUGAGUGAGUGGGGAAAAUGGAGACACUGACGUGAAUUAAAGAGCAGAGGAAAAAAUCUGCUUUAGUAGACAUAUUUCCACUAACCAAUCCAGCCAGUUUUAUUGGUAAGUAAUUUGGAUGAAAUAUACAAAGGAAAAGUGGUUAAAAGCAGAGAAGCCUACUGCUUUAAGACAUUUCCACUAACCAAUCCAGCCAGUUUUAUUGGUAAGGAAUUCAGAGGAAAUAUACAGAGAGAAAGUGGUUAAAAACAGAGGAACCUACUGCUUUAAGACAUUUCUACCAACCAAUCCAGCCACAUAUAUUGGUAAGGACGUGUGAGGAAAUAUAAAAAAGUGAUUGAAUGUUUUCCGUGGGACGAGAAUCAGUAAAAAUGAAUCGGUAGUUUGGGCACUGGUGAGGAACGCUUCUAAAAGGCCAACUAUGAUUUAUAUCAACGUCUUCAGUGGAGCUGCAAUUCGAAAAGGAAGUGAUGAGUGCAGUGAUGACUUAGCAGACGGAAGACUGUACGCAUCUCUGGUUAUUCGUGUAAAUGUCCGGAGACUCAGAAAUAUGGAUGAUAGGAGAAGAAAUAGGAUAGGGAAGGCUCCCAGGCUCUGCACUGUAUAGACAUGCCAUAAACUGCUCUUCUUUGCUUGUUCACGGUGAAUAAAAACGAUGUGUACAUAGAUAUUAUAUACAGCUGGGUACAAAAAAUAAUGAACUUUCCUCUUUUGUGUGGAAGGAAGUUGCGACAACCCCUCCCCCCCCCCUUCCCACCACCUAAUGUAGCCUAUUCCUCUCCCCCACCUCCUUUCCACAUACUUAUAUAUAUCACGGCUGAUGUAUACAGUAGCCAUGUAAGCUUAGUUAUUCUACUUAAUUGUAAGAGAUAAAUGGGGCGGAUGAGCACUGAUGGUAAGAGAGAGAGAGAGAGAGAGAGAGAGAGAGAGAGAGAGAGAGAGAGAGAGAGAGAGAGAAUAUACUCCUUUCCUGCAAAGUAUAAAUGACUAAAAGGGAGUGACUUACAUAAUCAUAAUAAAAAAUGAAUAUGCUCCAUUGCAAAUGUUCUGGCUAUAGUAACCUGAAAGACAUCGAGCUC
Molecule: messenger RNA, 2421 nt
Organism: Macrobrachium nipponense
Lineage: Eukaryota; Metazoa; Arthropoda; Malacostraca; Decapoda; Palaemonidae
Product: ribonuclease P protein subunit drpp30-like
Exons: 3
Coding region: 1-393 (130 amino acids)
Source: RefSeq, a predicted model, not a curated record